AUGUUGAGAAAAGAGACCAGCCAGAAACCCGCAUCCCCUGCAUCGGCAGGCGGACUCUCAACCACGGCGCCACCAGGGAAGCCCAAUAAGCAGGUUUUAAACCCCUGCUUCAGACCUCAGGAGGCGGAAACGGAAUGCACGAAGGGGCUGUUCCGCCAGAGCCAGCGCUACGUGAACCUCUUCUGUGCCAACAUGAUGGACCUGAACCGGAGAGCUGAGGCCAUCGGAUAUGCCUACCCCACCCGGGACCUCUUCAUGGAAAACAUCAUGUUCUGUGGAAUCGGUGGCUUCUCCGACUUCUACAAACUCCGGUGGCUGGAGGCCAUUCUCAGCUGGCAGAAGCCGCAGGACGGAUGCUUUGGGAAGCCAGGUGCUGAAGAUGAAGAAUUACCCAAAGCCAUUCAGUACCAACAGCAUCUUUUGAGAAGAGUGAAGAGGCGAGAAAAACAAUUUACAGAUGGCUGCUCUUCCCACAACACGGCCAUGGCUAUCACGGCCCUGGGUGGCUUCAUCUACGUCCUGGCGGAACUCCCGCCAGCAGACUGAGAGCUGCGGCCGCCCACACCGACACCACCCAGCAGCCACUGACAAGGAUGGUUCCACGCCUGCCACCCGCCAGGAAGGUGAAACGCACUCCUUUCGUCCUUCCUUCCUUAGUCCUGGGGCCUGGGUCACACCCUGAGAAGGAGGCAGCCGAAGCAAAGCAAUCCAGU
Molecule: messenger RNA, 713 nt
Organism: Mesoplodon densirostris (Blainville's beaked whale)
Lineage: Eukaryota; Metazoa; Chordata; Mammalia; Artiodactyla; Ziphiidae
Gene: C16H16orf89
Product: chromosome 16 C16orf89 homolog
Exons: 6
Cellular component (GO): cytosol; membrane
Source: RefSeq, a predicted model, not a curated record